Molecule: messenger RNA, 1292 nt
Organism: Engraulis encrasicolus (European anchovy)
Lineage: Eukaryota; Metazoa; Chordata; Actinopteri; Clupeiformes; Engraulidae
Exons: 3
Coding region: 42-830 (262 amino acids)
Cellular component (GO): cytoplasm
Molecular function (GO): oxidoreductase activity
Source: RefSeq, a predicted model, not a curated record
UAACCCUCCCCUUCGGCAUUCAUCCUUUUGCUACUACUGUCAUGGCUGCGGUCGCUCUCGUACAAGGAGCGAGCAGAGGGCUCGGUUUAGAGUUUUGCAAACAUGUUUUGACACAUAAAGCUCCCGCGGCAGUGGUGGCAACAUGCAGAAAUCCGGAGGGCGCAACGGCUCUUGCGUCCUUGGCCGCACAGUACCCGGGACGAGUCACUGUUUUAAAAGUGGAUGCCACACAGGAAGAUGACAUCAAAGGCGCGGCUGAAGUGGUCAAGAAAUCAUUUGGAAAAGUGGACUUGAUCAUCAAUGCUGCCGCGAUGCUGCAUCCCACUGGGAAAGGAGAGACGAGUUUACGGGAUGUAUCUGCUACGGGGACUGUCUCCACACUGAUCACGAAUACUGUGGGACCUCUGGUUAUGGCCAAGUAUUUUGCUCCUUUGCUGCAGAAGGGGAGCGGAGCCUUUGGUCAGCAGCCUCCAGAGAAAUCCAAACAGCACAGUGGCAUCAUAGUCAAUAUGACAGCAAAAGUGGGAUCAAUUGGGGACAAUGCACUGGGAGGUUGGUACAGCUACAGGAUGUCCAAGGCUGCGUUGAACAUGGCCACCAGGAACCUGGCCAUCGAGCUGAGCCGAGGGCGACCCAAGGUGCUGUGCGUGUCCCUGCACCCCGGCACGCUGGACACCGACCUCUCGCGGCCUUACCACCGGAACGUGCCAAAAGACAAACUCUUCUCCACAGAGUUCUCCGUGCAACACCUCAUGGCUAUCAUAGAUGGCCUCAACAUUGAGAAAUCUGGCAAGGCGUAUGCCUGGGAUGGCUCCGAGAUACCUUGGUGAUGAUAAACUGAGACACAAAUUAUACUCUACUCUCUACUCUACUUGCAAACGUCUGGAAUUUCCUGACAGGGUUCACUGUUGUUGAGAGACCUUUGAACUUCCAGGAACUCUGACUCUGCUAUCAAAUAGUACGAAAUUGUUUUGUGUACAAAACUUGUGGGAAUAAUGUGUUGUGUUGAAGAAAUGUCAGACUUCUUGGCAUGUCAGAACAGAUAAUCUUCAUGUCUGUUGUAGACACAACAAUAUACAGACAAAAGUGUUAAAGCUGUGAAAGAGAAGAAAAAUCUUCAUCGUUGACGCAACAGAGUUAACCUUGAGAAAUAAUACUACAUGGGAUGUAACACUGUCACAGCCAAGUUCACUGCCAAAGCAGUGCGUAAAGCAAACACACUUGACAGCUCAUUUGACAUUAUCAAUGAAUAAAAUGUUCUUACAGAUAAAAGCGAAUAUGUCAAAAGGGAA